GACCCCCGGGUCCUCUCCUCGCCCCGCCUCCCUACCACCACCGGGUGGUUGGGACAAUGGCUGCCUCCUUGGUGUUGGUGCUGAUUGUGGCCGUGACGGUCAGGGCUGUGCUGUUCCGCUCUUCGCUGGCAGAGUUUAUUUCGGAGCGAGUGGAAGUGGUAUCGCCUCUGAAUUCUUGGAAGCGAGUUGUGGAAGGGCUUUCUUUGCUGGAUCUAGGAGUGUCCCCAUAUUCUGGAAACGUGUUCCAUGAAACACCUCUUAUUUUAUACCUCUUUCAUUUCCUUAUUGAUUAUGCAGAGUUUGUCUUUAUGGCAAUGGAUAUUAUAACUGCUGUUGCACUGUAUAUGGCUGCUGAUGAUUUCAACAAAGUUGUGUUUAGAAAACAGCGGAUUGCUUUUGAAUUCCAGAAGUACGCUCCCGAUGUCAUCACGCUGGUCAGGACUCCUAAAGAAAUGUAUCAUAUCCCUCUUAAGGUAGCACUGUUUUAUCUCCUGAAUCCAUUCACUGUGCUUACCUGCGUGGCAAAAUCUACUUGUGCCAUCAACAAUGCAAUUAUUGCAAUUUUUGUUUUGGCCACUGUGAAAGGAAGUGCCUUUAUUAGUGCAGUGUUUUUGGCUUUGGCUGCAUACCAAUCCUUGUAUCCUGUUGCAUUGUUUGCCCCAGCGUUACUAUACCUUGCACAGAAACACUGUGUAUUGGUGAGCCUACAAAGCACUACUUUCUGGGUACAUUUGCUCAAGUAUACAGUCAUGUGUUUGGGUUGCCUGAUGGUCACUGUAUGCUUGUCGUUUUUCUUGCUGAAUUCAUGGAGUUUUAUUCCCUCUACCUAUGGCUUCAUUCUUUCUGUUCCAGAUCUUACUCCAAACAUCGGUCUUUUCUGGUACUUCUUUGCUGAGAUGUUUGAGCACUUUCGCUUGUUUUUUGUGUGCGUCUUUCAAAUCAACGUGUUCUUCUACACACUUCCAUUGUCAGUGAAAUUAAGAGAUCAUCCCAUGUUUUUCAUGUUCAUUCAGCUUGCAAUCAUUGCAAUUUUUAAGUCUUACCCUACCGUAGGAGAUGUAGCACUAUACAUGGCCUUCCUGCCCAUGUGGAAUCAUCUUUACAGAUUCCUUCGGAACAUCUUUGUGGUGACGUGCAUGCUGAUAUCUUCAUCAGUGCUGUUCCCUGUUCUCUGGCACCUUUGGAUUUAUGCUGGAAGUGCAAAUUCCAACUUCUACUACGCCAUUACCUUAGCUUUCAAUGUGGGACAGAUCCUGUUGGUUUCUGAUUACUUCUAUGCCUACAUUCGGAGAGAGUAUCAUCUCGUCGAGGGACUUAAUUUGAAAUCCUCGGAUGGCAAAGAAGCCCACAUUGUUCUUAAAUAAGGGACCAAUUAAUGCCAUGUAUUAACAUUAAAAUCCCAGCACGCUCCUGUUUUAUUUUGUAGGGAAGGUACUGUUGCUCAGGACAUCAGUGUCCCUUACUGUGGUACAGUUAUGGAUUGCAGGAUUCAAUCACUUAAAUGUAUUUGUUUUUAUGGUGCUUGAAGCACCAGGAGGACAAGAGUUUAAGUUCAAAGUACUGUCAAUUGAAAACAAAGUUUUAGAAAUCUUAAGUUUUUUUUGGAAGUUAAUCCUUAAUUUUUUACUUAUUUCUGGACAGUAAGAGUCAUGAUAUUGCACUGGAGCUGUACUUGCCUGGGAAUUCAGAUGCUCAUGGCUCAUUGUUCAUGUUUAUAUAUGCUCCCGUUUCUCUCUCCCCUCUGCAGCUCUUAGCUGAGUAAUGGGUGACUGAAGACGAGGGUUCCUGUGGAAUGUUGGUUAAGUCCACAUGGGUUUGUCUUUCCAGCUGUAUUCUAAUAUGACGUAUCUUACGGUGGCUCCCAAUGGAGGCUCAGCAGUAACUGGCUUCAGGCUGCAUCACAUAAGUAUUGGCUGUCCUUUCUGAUGGGUUCACAUGGCGUAUGUCUGCUAUUAAUCUGACUCGGGAGACUUGAUCGAACUUCUGAGAAGUGGAGUUAGUCUUGUUGCCAGAAAUCUAAAAAUGGGUGAAAUGUGUAAUAAAUGGGCUAAAAAUAAAAUUGUCAAGUCUAAAUCAUUAACUAAAUGUACAAUAUAUCCUUUUCCAUAUAAACUUAUGUUAUAACACUCUGCUAUACACCUCCAAAUGAUUGUAAGAUUCUGUUGAUAAAGCUAAUCAAAGCCUUUGGAUUCUGAAA
Molecule: messenger RNA, 2197 nt
Organism: Carcharodon carcharias (great white shark)
Lineage: Eukaryota; Metazoa; Chordata; Chondrichthyes; Lamniformes; Lamnidae
Gene: pigu
Product: phosphatidylinositol glycan anchor biosynthesis, class U
Exons: 12
Coding region: 57-1364 (435 amino acids)
Biological process (GO): attachment of GPI anchor to protein; protein localization to cell surface
Cellular component (GO): membrane; GPI-anchor transamidase complex
Source: RefSeq, a predicted model, not a curated record